UCUUUCCGCCAAAGGGCGGACUCUACAACGUAAAGAACUAAAGAAGAAAACAAAUCACUCCCCAUUUAUUAAUUAAUCACACUAAAUUUCUCUUAAUAAGCCCUCGCUCUCUUCCAAAUUAUCACUCUCUUCCUUUCUCUCUCUCUACCUUGCCGAAAACACGAGUGAUGGCUUGCUCCAGUUUCGUGAAAUUGAACGCCGCCGCCUCAUCGGGGAUCGGCGGCCACCAGUCCGUCAACUCGCGCUCAGGAUCGGCGCCGAGGUUCUCCAACCGCCGCGUUUCGGUCGUCCGCGCCGGAUCGUACACCGAUGAGCUCGUCAAAACAGCUAAAUCAAUUGCAUCACCAGGACAUGGUAUCCUUGCAAUAGACGAAUCAAACGCUACAUGCGGUAAGAGGUUGGCGUCCAUUGGGCUUGACAACACCGAGACGAACAGGCAGGCCUACAGGCAACUCCUUCUGACGACCCCUGGUUUGGGUGAUUAUAUUUCUGGUGCUAUUCUCUUUGAAGAGACACUUUACCAGUCGACCACAGAUGGAAAGAAGUUUGUGGACUGUUUACGUGAUGAGAAUAUUGUUCCUGGUAUUAAAGUUGAUAAGGGUUUGGUUCCAUUGCCAGGAUCAAACAAUGAAUCUUGGUGCCAGGGAUUAGACGGACUGGCUUCCAGAUCUGCCGAAUACUAUAAGCAAGGAGCUCGCUUUGCUAAAUGGAGAACUGUUGUAAGCAUUCCUUGUGGUCCUUCUGCUUUAGCUGUUAAAGAAGCAGCUUGGGGUCUUGCUCGUUAUGCCGCCAUUUCACAGGAUAACGGGCUCGUGCCUAUUGUGGAGCCUGAAAUUCUCCUCGAUGGAGACCACCCAAUCGAGCAGACUCUUGAAGUGGCCGAGAAAGUGUGGGCCGAGGUUUUCUACUACCUAGCCGAGAACAAUGUUGUAUUCGAAGGGAUCCUGCUUAAACCAAGCAUGGUAACACCAGGAGCUGAACACAAGCAAAAGGCUUCUCCCGAAACCAUUGCCAACCACACUCUCACCAUGCUCAGAAGAAGAGUGCCCCCUGCAGUCCCAGGAAUAAUGUUCUUGUCAGGAGGGCAAUCCGAAGUUGAGGCGACACUGAACCUCAACGCGAUGAACCAGAGCCCCAACCCGUGGCACGUGUCCUUCUCGUACGCACGGGCACUGCAGAACUCCGUGCUGAAGGCGUGGCAAGGUCGUCCUGAGAAUGUAGAAGCUGCGCAGAAAGCACUCCUGGUGCGUGCAAAGGCCAACUCCUUGGCACAGCUCGGGAAGUACUCGGCCGAGGGAGAGAACGAGGAAGCUAAGAAGGGAAUGUUCGUGAAGGGCUACACUUACUAAGGCGGGCAAGAGGGCUCCUUUCUACAGUAGUUUGGGACUUGAGAUUGUUGUUAUCUUCCGGUGUUGCAUUUUGUUCGAGGUGUCGAGGACAUGAAAUUUUUUUUUUUUGCUUUUUUUUUAACUAAAAAAUUCUCCCUUUGUUGCUCUAAAUUAUAUAGCGCUUUGAAUAAUACCAGAAAUAAGUCGGGCGACAGAAUUCUAAUUUUAA
Salvia splendens (bonfire salvia) is the source of this 1557-nucleotide messenger RNA. RefSeq names its product fructose-bisphosphate aldolase 3, chloroplastic. Bases 168 to 1349 code for a protein of 393 amino acids. The record is from RefSeq and is a predicted model, not a curated record. NCBI's taxonomy places the organism in Eukaryota, Viridiplantae, Streptophyta, Magnoliopsida, Lamiales, Lamiaceae. Gene Ontology annotation, biological process: glycolytic process. Gene Ontology annotation, molecular function: fructose-bisphosphate aldolase activity. The transcript is spliced from 6 exons.